This is a messenger RNA of Carassius auratus (goldfish), 2752 nucleotides long. It is a transcript of the gene asb5b, whose product is annotated as ankyrin repeat and SOCS box containing 5b. Gene Ontology annotation, biological process: positive regulation of protein catabolic process; intracellular signal transduction; protein ubiquitination. The transcript has 10 exons. Gene Ontology annotation, molecular function: protein binding. The record is from RefSeq and is a predicted model, not a curated record. Bases 1095 to 2174 code for a protein of 359 amino acids. Lineage: Eukaryota; Metazoa; Chordata; Actinopteri; Cypriniformes; Cyprinidae.
GUCCUUUUCUGCUUCAAAUUAUUUGUCAAGAUCAGUUUAAACAUACUGACCCACUUCUAUGUGGUUAAAGGAAACCGUAAGGAGGCGGCCCGGAUCGCAGCUGAGUUCUAUGAUUUUGGCCAAGGGCACAGGUGUGAAAGAGAAAGCUUCUGCAGCAUGGCCCAUCUUUGUAACACUGAGAAAAUGGGGUCAGCGUGUUCUUAUCUAACAGUUAAGGAAAAUUAUUUUUAAAUGACUGUGUUGACUGGAUACAAUGUUGAAAAAGCAAUAGCCAUUUAAUCAUUCUGGAAUGACAUUGUUUGGUGCAAUGCACUAUACAGUAAUGCAUCUAUCAUAUUUAUUAAUGAAUCUGUGUAAUUUUACUGUCUAAAGUCUAAAGAAAAAUGUAGAGAUUUUGUAUGUGGAAAUUAUUCUCUCUGUAUGAUUUUAAUCCUUUUUUUUUCUUCUCUAUUUUGCCCUAUGUUAUUCCUUACCAUGUCCUAAUAACAUGCACAUUUACCUGAUGUGAAAUGCUAAACAAGUUACUGCGAUGAAUGCUUGAAUUAUCAGUUAUAAACCGCAACCUGCUUGGCUUCUGACAACAACAGACAAAGCAACAGACAAACUGAAAUGUUUGACUAUAUGACGCAAAAGGACGUGCGACGUAACAUUAAAAUAAUUAAAAACUGUCACAAAUUCUACAACAGGCCUACAACGAUUUCUGAGAAAUGUUAAGGUUGUACAAUUGGAAAAGCCAUUUGGAAUCUGAUUCUAGCCUGUUACUAGCUACAGAAUAAUAGUGACAGCGUUCUAAUCUUAACCUGAGAUAUAAAUAGUUUUACUAACACGGAUUUGGUAUUAUGGUGAAGAUUUAUCUCAUGAAUAUAAAGUACGUUGCGUCACGGGCGCCCAGUUGGCGUAAUCGCGGUAAGUGGGCGUUUAUUUUCCCCCUAAGCUCUGCUUAUGAAUAUUAAUUACGUUACGUGACCAGAAGCUACGUCAAUGUAACCUUAUUAAUAUUCAUAAGUUAGCCAACACGACUCUACUGAGAUCUGAAACAACAACAAGCCGAGCAGCCAAUCAAAAAGAGGCGCUAGUCACAGUUGCUCUACCCCAUGCAAAAGGAGGACAGAGCUGAUGCAAACAUGCCUGAAGUUCCCUGCAGAGAAGCCGAGUACUCAGAUAAUACUCCCAAGAAAAGAAAGCGAGAGGACGUCGACGAUUUUUCUGAGAAAAAGAAAUCGCGCUGGGGUAUUUUGAUUAGUCAAGGCUAUGGCGUAUUCGUAUCAAUGGAUAGAUGUGCCGUGGGGAGACGGAGACCUGGACUGCGGGGACCCAAGGAGGUUGCAGGGAAGUGUUUGGGGAUCUAUGGAACAUUUGAGGAAUUUCGGAAUAUUGAUGGUUCAUGGGCGGAUCGUUCUCCACUACAUGAAGCUGCAUGUCAGGGUCGACUUCUGGCGCUCAAGACUCUUCUCUCACAGGGUUACAGUGCAAAUAUCAUCACUAUUGAUCAUGUGACUCCACUGCAUGAAGCUUGUCUCGGAGAUCACGUAGCAUGUGCCAGGGCUCUCAUAGAAGCUGGUGCCAAUGUGAAUGCAACUACCAUUGAUGGCGUGACCCCGCUGUUUAACGCCUGCUCAACAGGAAGUGUCACUUGCACAGAGGUGCUUUUGGAACAUGGAGCAAAACCACAGGCAGAAGAGUGCCAGCCUUCACCGAUUCAUGAGGCCUCCAGCAAAGGCCGAGCAGCAUGUAUAGAGUCUCUCAUCUCGUGGGGAGCAGAUGUAGAUUAUGACAUCCCUCAUCUAGGAACACCUCUCUACAUUGCCUGUGUCUCCCAGCAGCUCCAGUGUACACGGAAACUUCUGGAUGGAGGAGCAAAUGUGCAGAAGGGCCGUUUCCUGGACACACCACUGCAUGCUGCCACACAGAAGGACUGUCCAGAAAUCAUCAGUGUGCUACUAGACUUUGGCGCUAACAUCAACGCUCGCAACCUGGAACUACAAAGGCCGAUAGAAACAGCGCCACCCAGCAGUGCAGCAGAGGCAGUGCUUCUUCUUUACGAGGCCAUGCCACGGUCUCUCUGUCAGCUGUGUAGACUGAGUAUCCGAAACUACAUGGGCCGACCCAGACUGCAUCUGAUUCCACACCUCAAACUGCCUACUCUGCUCAAGGGUUUCCUCCAGUAUAGAUAGGUUCUGUACCUCAAACUAUAAAGCCCCUUCUGCUUUUAUUUUCUUAUAUUAAGUGCAUUAAUACACAAAAAGGGCACUCAGUCUUGUAUGUGACCACAACGCACAAAAAGCAUUACUUCUUCUGUUAAAACUUUUUUUUGAAUUGAUAUAUUUUUUGUGCAACCAGUAUCAGUUAUAUUUUUUUAUAGAAUAUCUUAACAAGAGUCAUGUAAAUUAGUCAUUUUUAACCUGCACAUUCUCAGCUUAGCAGUAUAAGCUGCAUGCCUAAUAUUAUACACAUUUAUCACGUCAGGAUAAAAUUAUUGAAGUGCAUGUCAGUAUAGUGAAUUUUAUAUUUUUAUCAAAGUAAUCUAAAAACAAACAAAAAGAAGUGUCAAAAGCUCAACUCAACUUUUCACUAAAUCCUUAAUUUCACAGUUUCCCGAGUUAAUUGCAUCAUGAACUGUUUUGAAAAUUAAAUGGAAAACCACUGGAAAGAUUCAAUCUAAUACUGUACUUUGGCAAAAAAAUUUGUUGCUAAAACAAAGCAUGAUACACACAGUAACUUGCAUAGAAAUAAAUAAUAGGAUGUGAAAUUU